Molecule: messenger RNA, 3716 nt
Organism: Doryrhamphus excisus (bluestripe pipefish)
Lineage: Eukaryota; Metazoa; Chordata; Actinopteri; Syngnathiformes; Syngnathidae
Gene: ganabb
Product: glucosidase II alpha subunit b
Biological process (GO): N-glycan processing; carbohydrate metabolic process
Cellular component (GO): glucosidase II complex
Molecular function (GO): glucan 1,3-alpha-glucosidase activity; carbohydrate binding
Source: RefSeq, a predicted model, not a curated record
CAUUAUGAAACUAAACAACCGCUAGUGGGCGGUUACGUUUUUAAUAAUGAUUAUCCCAGUCGACUGUAUAAGAAUUUGGGAAAUUGUGUUCGUUAUUGAAAAUCCCACACUUUUAAGAGGCGGAGUCAAUGGGAUCUAUAACCAAGAUGGCCGCCCUCACGGAUCGGAUGGCGCCCGUCCUGCUGGUCUGGCUCGCCAUGUGUCUCCCUGGGACCCUGGCUGUGGACCGAGGCAACUUCAAAACCUGUGACCAGAGUGCCUUCUGCAAGCGUCACCGAGCGUUGAAGUCCGGCGAGUCUCCCUAUCGAGCCCUGCUGGAGACCAUGGAGCUAACCAACACAAGACUCACCCUGCAGCUCAAGAAUGACAAGAACAAGGUGCGCCUCCUGCUGGAGCUCUAUCGCCUGCAGGGAAACAUAACCAGGGUGAAGAUUAACGAGCUGAAGCCGCUUAAGCCUCGCUUCGAGGUCCCAGAUGUGCUGGUCAGAGAGCCGCCUACAGAGCCCCUCUCUCUCUUGUCCCAAGAUGAGCACGGAGUGGUUCUUUCCCUGGGGGCGGAGUCUCAAAGGGUCAUUGUCAGUGCCCGGCCCUUCCGAUUGGACAUCAUGGAGGGACGUGACGUUCUCAUGUCCCUAAACUCGCGAGGCCUCCUGGCCUUUGAGCACUUGCGGAUACGGAAGGACACUUUCGCCUAUUUUAUAACUGGCACAUUUGCUAGUGUGUGGAAUAUUGUCCAGGGUGUAUUCUCUAGCCAGGCAGAUGGAGAGGCUGAGGAUGCAAACGAGGAAGAGGCUGUGGAGUACGAGAAGGACGAAGAGGGCAUGUGGGAAGAAAUGUUUAAAUCCUUUUCAGACAGCAAACCUAAUGGGCCAUCGGCUGUGGGCUUAGACUUGUCAUUGCCAGGGGUAGAGCAUGUCUACGGCAUUCCGGAGCACGCAGACUCCCUGAGACUCAAAACCACAGAAAAUGGAGAUCCGUAUCGGCUGUACAACUUGGACGUGUUCCAGUAUGAGCUGCAUAAUCCCAUGGCACUUUAUGGCUCCGUGCCGGUGAUGUUGGCCCACAACGCCCAGCGGACCACAGGCAUCUUUUGGCUCAACGCUGCAGAGACUUGGGUUGACAUUAGCUCCAACACAGCGGGGAAGACCGUCUUUGGGAAAAUGCUGGAUUAUGUGCAAGGCUCGAGUGAGACACCACAGACAGAUGUGCAUUGGAUCUCUGAAAGCGGCAUCAUUGAUGUCUUCAUUAUGCUCGGCCCCACACCCAAAGAUGUGUUUGCACAGUACGCCUCCCUGACAGGCACCCAGGCAUUCCCCCCUCUGCCUGCUCUGGCCUACCACCAGUGUCGCUGGAACUACAACGACCAGGACGACGUGCAGGCAGUGGAUGCGGGCUUUGACGAGCACGACAUUCCCUACGACUUCAUCUGGCUGGAUAUAGAGCACACGGAUGGCAAACGCUACUUUACCUGGGACGCUAACAAGUUUGCCACGCCGAAGGAGAUGCUUCAGGGUCUCCUGGAUAAGAAGCGCAAGAUGGUGGCCAUUGUGGACCCCCACAUCAAAGUGGACAGCAACUACAAGGUCCACAGUGAAAUCCAGUCUCGAGGCUUCUACACCAAGAAAAAGGAAGGCGGCGACUAUGAAGGCUGGUGUUGGCCUGGUAAUGUGGGCUAUCCAGACUUUGCACGAGAAGACAUGAGGGCUUGGUGGGCCAGCAUGUUUGCCUACGACCAGUAUGAGGGCUCCAUGGAGAACCUGUACACGUGGAACGACAUGAACGAGCCUUCGGUGUUCAACGGGCCCGAGGUGACCAUGCACAAGGAUGCAAAGCACGGAGACUGGGAACAUCGGGACCUGCACAACAUUUAUGGCUUCUAUGUGCAAAUGGCCACAUCCGAGGGUCUGAUCCAGAGAUCGGGAGGGGUGCAAAGACCUUUCGUCUUGAGCAGGGCCUUCUUUGCUGGCUCCCAGCGCUACGGGGCUGUGUGGACAGGCGACAAUGCCGCUGAGUGGGGCCACCUAAAGAUCUCCAUCCCCAUGUGCCUGAGUCUGGGCCUGGUGGGAAUAUCUUUCUGUGGUGCUGACGUCGGGGGCUUCUUCAAGUCUCCGAGUUCAGAGCUGCUGGUGCGAUGGUACCAGACGGGGGCCUACCAGCCCUUCUUCAGGGCCCACGCCCACCUGGACACUCCCCGCCGCGAGCCCUGGCUCUUCGGCCCAGAGAACACGGCACUGAUCCGUGAAGCCGUGCGCCAACGCUACACCCUCCUGCCGUACUGGUACCAGCAGUUCUACCAGGCCUACCGCACUGGACUUCCUGUCAUGAGGCCGCUGUGGGUGGAGUAUCCUCAGGAUCCUGCUACUUACGCUCUGGAGGAUCAAUAUCUGAUCGGGGGAGACUUGUUGGUGCACCCCGUCACUGAGGAGGGGGCCACUGGGGUCACUGCCUAUCUGCCUGGGAAAGACGAGGUCUGGUUUGAUGUCCACACCUUCCAGAGACACAAUGGUGCCCAGAACCUCUACAUUCCUGUGACCAUGAGCUCUAUCCCAGUUUUCCAGCGCGGCGGCUCCAUUAUUCCCAGAAAGCUUCGAGUGCGCAGGUCUUCCACCUGCAUGGAGCAUGACCCUUACACUUUGUACGUGGCCCUCAACCGACAGAGGGCUGCAGAAGGAGAGCUGUACGUUGAUGAUGGACACACCUUCAGCUUUGAGGAGAAGAAGGAGUUCAUUCACAGGAGGCUGUCCUUCGCCAACAACAUCCUCUCCUCUGUGAACCUUGCUCCAGAUGCCCACUUCUCCACCCGCUCCUUUAUUGAGCGCAUCCUCAUAUUGGGCACCAGCAAGCCCACCAAGGCCACGCUGAAGACAGCCGAUGGUCGGACGAGCCAGCUUGACUUUGACUUCAACGCCACCACGUCAGUCUUGACCCUCCGCAAGCCUGGCAUGAACGCCGGAAGCGACUGGACCGUGGCGCUGCAGUGAGCGUGGGGCCUGCGGUGGCGGGGCAGGAGGACAAAGUGACUGAAGAGAAAUAAGCAACACUGUGGAAACCUGAGAACAUGAAUGCAACACAUCCAAGCACACACUGUUAAGUGAGGUCGGCAUCUCUCCACUGCCCGUGCCCUUGGUCUCAUUCCCAGGCUGGCCGCUCUGGUACUUCCCAUCAUGGAAAUAGUCGGCUUGCCGGAGGUCAGAGGAUCAUUCUGCUGUGCUGCUCCUAACCAUUUCACUUAACAUCUGCCAUUUUACAGAUGAUGUCACACGUCAGGGAAUAAUUGUUCAUGUCACUCAGUCGCUGCACACAAACCUGCUCUUCUUUGGGAAUGCUUUUGGCUCCAGAAGCACUGACCCGAGUGGCCAGCUCUUUUAUCCAUUUCAUUUUUACGCUGCUUUUGAAUGCACCUGGAGAGGUGACUACCUUACUCGUUGUUUAGAUGUUACCAUAUCUUCAAUCCCCACAUUUCCAGAUUGCUCUGGCUUCCCAGCACAGAGUGGCUCAGACAGGCAUACAUACCCAUUUUUGUCUUCUGGAUGAUGUCCAUCACCCGGAGAUGGAGUUUUGUCCAAUUGGCUCAACUUUUUGUAUUGCUAGUUUUUAGGAUCAUACAUGUUGCUGCCAUGUUUUUGGGUUCAGCUCAGUCCAGUGGAAAUAGAAGCGAAGGAGCCAAUUAGUUGUACUUUAAAUGAUGUGACCAAGUGAAAAUAAAGAUGACCAAA